Molecule: messenger RNA, 937 nt
Organism: Suillus discolor
Lineage: Eukaryota; Fungi; Basidiomycota; Agaricomycetes; Boletales; Suillaceae
Exons: 4
Coding region: 56-937 (293 amino acids)
Source: RefSeq, a predicted model, not a curated record
GUUCGUUUUCCGGUUUUCUGAUACCUGGACUUAUUUUCACAAAUAUAAUUUUCAGAUGAGUGCAGCAGCAGCUCGCGUCUCCCACAGUGCGCAGGCAGUCCGUCCUUUCAGAAAGCCUCCAAAAAUUCGCAAAUUCCUCAAGCGUGACGAGAAUGGUCUUCCAGUGCCGCACGUCAGGAAUCUCAUUGUCCGCGACACGCACCCAUGUCGUCUCAUGGACCACUACCACACUGCUCUUCAAGACAACUUGAUGUACAUGACUUACAAUCACGAGUCUGGCACACCACCACCAUCACCACGCCAAAUCCGUCUCACUUACGACCCCAAUGACCCUUACACUAAAAACCGUUACAACCCUCCUGUCGGUGGCUCUCAGGCGGGCAAAAAGCCGGCACCUCCGACCACUUCUCAGAAUGUCGUCCAUUUAGAAAAAAUAGUCAUUCAUUCCAUGAUGAAGGAAGCGCUUACCAACCGGAGUAAUCUACUUGGUCUCAUCGCCGCAUUCCGUGCAAUGUCGGGAGAAACCGAGAGUGGCGGAGGUCGCCCUUCGAGCAGUGGAGUGCAGAUCGUGAAGGGGAAAAAGAACGUCGAGUUAAAGGGACCCAAGAUGUACGACUUUUUGAAUACCCUGGUGGAGUUUGUGCUUCCGAGGAUUCGAGAGUUCCCGGGCAUAGUCAUGCCUCCCGCAUCAUCAACAAUGAAAUCUCCGAGCGGCGUGGCUGGUGUUGUUUCAUUUGGCUUGCCGCCAGAGGCCAUGGGCUACUUCCCUCAAAUUGAGGUCAAUUUGGAUUCGUACCCCAAGUCUUAUGUGGGGCUUGGUGCACAAAAUCGUGCAAGGGCACUGGUCUCUGGUUCCAGAUACCCUUUGCUCGCAAAUUACGUUGUUAAUCAAGUUAUUUGUUCUCUGCAUGCCAUCAUUAACGAGGAUAUAUGGUAA